AUGGAAUUAUCGCCAAAUGCAUUGCAGUCAACUAAGCAGGUCUGUGAGCUGUUUGCAAAUUCACGCGGCCGCACUUUUGCUCUGAUUGUUUCUCACCCUCCCGACCUGCCAAUGGCCCCACCGCUGUCUGCUUCCUUUAUAUGUUCCUUCUAUAGUCUACCCUUGAUAGGGAUCAGCGCUCGACACUCAGUAUUCAGCGACAAAUAUAGUCACGCCAGCUUUUUGCGAACUGUUCCUCCAUUUAACAAGCCGCGCUCCUUUCGUCUCUCUAAUUCCUAG
Molecule: messenger RNA, 279 nt
Organism: Protopolystoma xenopodis
Lineage: Eukaryota; Metazoa; Platyhelminthes; Monogenea; Polystomatidea; Polystomatidae
Source: the annotation of a GenBank genome assembly